Molecule: messenger RNA, 3765 nt
Organism: Pseudoliparis swirei
Lineage: Eukaryota; Metazoa; Chordata; Actinopteri; Perciformes; Liparidae
Exons: 5
Coding region: 886-3240 (784 amino acids)
Source: RefSeq, a predicted model, not a curated record
CAGAUCCUCUGAGACCCCCUCAGAUCCUCUCAGACCCUCUCAGAUCCCCUCAGAUCCUCUCAGACCCCCUCAGAUCCUCUCAGACCCCCUCAGACCCUCUCAGACUCCCUCAGACCCUCUCAGAGAGGAAGAUGUCCUGAUGGCUGCGAGUGAGAUCAGAAGCCGUGGAACAUUAAAUAUGGAGCGGAGCAGAGCGACUGCAGACAGGAGCUUGUGAUUGGUUCCCAUCCCUCUGGACGGGGGAGCGGCUCGUGAUUGGUCGGCUCCGUCCUCGGGCUCCGAUUGGCUCCCAGCGAUCGCGUUGCAUUAUUGAUCAGACUUCAGCUCCCGCUGAUCGGCCGGAGGACCUUCUGGGCCGUUUGAGAUAUUGAACCAACAUUCUGCUCCCAGCUUAUGAUGGAGUUCAGAAUAUCGUUUAUGCUUGGACCCGUUGCUUCCACAACGCGAGACAUUCUAAGAAAAGUCGUGACGCUGAAUCGACCGUAUUAAUAACGUGAAGCAUGUGCUGCGUUUCUUUGUCGUGAACGAGAUGAAGAUCUGUGAGUUUGGGACGUCGUGUCAGAAACAUCUCACGUGCAGCGGAUCAUAAACAGGGUGUCCGCGGGUCCUUAAAAAGUCUUAAAAAGUCUUAAAUCGCUUUUCCUAAAAAUAAGGCCUUAAAAAGUCUUAAAUUGUCUUAAAUUCAGAUUGGCUUGGUCUUAAAUUUUUUUGGUGUCAUGUCACUGCGAAUACGAGGCAAUCUGUUCCGCCAGGUCUGUAUGUUGCUCUGGUCGGCUCUGCGCUGCUGUGUCUCUGGUGUCACCAGGUCCACGCCCCUUAAAGGGGCUCCGGGUAUUCGGCCCUAUCAAUCCCCGACAACGUUAAGCUUCGGCCAUUCUUGACAACAUGGGUAAAUGCAAGUUCAAUAAUAUAUGGCUCGAAAAAAACGAGUAUUUUUGGUUACGGUCGGUGCCUGGAAAUGCUUAUCAAGCGAGCUGCGUUAUGUGUCGGAAGACUUUCCAACUCGGGACGAUGGGGAUCAGAGCGGUGGAAUCGCACGUGAAAAGUAAGAAGCACAGCGACCACGCGAAGGCGCGCCAGCAGCCCGCCAUUGCUAGCUUCUGCUCCACGGCUAGCAUUGACGUGAACGCUUCAACGCUGGAUGGAACCGUAGGAAAUCCAGAGCCAACAGUAAUGCCAUCUGACCUCCGCGCAAUGUGUGGCUCUACGCCAACACUACAAGCGGAGGUGAUUUGGGUGCUGAGGACUGUGACAAGCCACCAUUCAUGCAGGUCUAAUGACGGGAUUGGAGAAGUAUUUAAAGCAAUGUUCCCAGAUUCGAGCCUUGUACAGUCAUUUACCUGCGGAAAAGACAAGACAACAUACGUGGCUACAUUUGGAUUGGCGCCGUAUAUAAAAAAAGAGCUAAUCACAGAAGUCCAGCAGUGCAGUGCGUUUGUCAUUAUGUUCGAUGAGACAUUGAACCAGACCACCAAGAACAAACAGCUGGACUUGCAUGUGCGCUAUUGGAUAAAUGACCACGUCCAGUCCAGAUUUUUUGGAGCACAAUUCAUGGGCCAUGCAACUGCUCAGGACCUACUUCAGCAUUUCAAAGAGUGUGUGCAGCAGCUUGACCUAAGAAAUAUGAUUUCUAUCUCGAUGGACGGACCAAACGUCAACUGGAAAUUUUUGUCAAUGCUCCAACAGGAACAUGCAGAGGCAUUUGGAAGUGCCCAGCUGAUUGUGGUGGGGAGCUGUGGGCUUCACACACUCCACAAUGCCUUCAAAUGUGGCUUCAGUGUCUGGCAACUGGAGAAAGUGCUCAGGGCAAUACAUACACUCUUUCAUAAUUCCCCUGCUAGAAGAGAAGAUUUCUGCACUUUGACCAAGACAUCUGUGUUUCCCCUAUCAUUCUGUGGGCAUCGCUGGAUAGAAAACCUACCUGUCGUCGACAGGGCUAUUGCAUUAUGGCCAAUGAUCGUGAUGUAUGUAGAUGCAGUGACACAGAAAAAACUUCCAAGCCCGAGAACAUCAUCCUAUGACACUCUUGCAGAGGCACGGAAUGACCCUCUCAUAAUGGCCAAGUUGCACUUCUUCAUGGCUGUCUCUAGGAGCUUCACCACCUUUCUGACUAAAUAUCAGACAGAUGAGCCUGUGAUGCCAUUCAUCAGUAAAGAUCUGUCUGUUCUCAUGAAGAGCCUGCUGAAGAGGUUCAUCAAGGCAGAGAUCGUUGAUGACAUCACUGCACUGCAAAUGGUCAAACUGGACACAAAUGCCAAGGAAGCAAGGGUUCACGUAAAGCAUGUGGACAUUGGGUUAGGAGCUGAAGCAAUCCUAAAGGAACGCCAGAGUAGCCGCAACAGCAACUUAGGAGAGCUCAGUGUGUUGGUAUUUAGGAAGGACUGCAUGGACUGUUUGACUAACAUUGUCAAGAAAAUGCAAGACAAGAGCCCACUGAAGUACACCAUUGUGAGGCAGAUGGCAUGUUUGGACCCACAGAACAUGUUCUCAGACCCCGGCUUGUGCUGUGAGAGAAUGAAAGGAGUGGUUCAGAGGUUUCUGCAUGAUCACCAGCUGUCAGGAGGCGUCUCUGCCGGUGAUGUGAUUGUCCAGCAAUUUGGAAAUUUCUUGUCUCUGGAGACAAAAAAUGAAUCAUUCUCUUCUUUCCAACCCAUGCAAACACGACUGGAUGUUUUCUUGCAUGGAUUCCUCCAUCAAUCCUACCCUGAACUCUGGGCUUUCUCCAGGAAACUUCUGCUCCUCUCCCAUGGCCAAGCAACGGUUGAGAGGGGCUUUUCUGUAAAUAAGGAGAUAGAAGCUGAUAACAUGAAGGAAGACACAGUGGUUGCUCAGAGGAUGAUCUGUGACUAUGUCUCUGUCUGUGGGGGGGUUCUCAAAGUACCUCUGACAAAGGAGCUUAUGGCAGCUGCAGCUUCAGCGAGGUCUCAGUAUCGGCUACACCUGGAACAGGAAAAGAGAAAGCAUGCGAGCACUGCACUAACAGAAAAGAGAAAAGUUGCAGAAGACUACCUUGAGCAGCUCAAAAAGAAGAAGAAGAUACUGAUUGAGGUAGCAAACAGCCUGGAAAAGGAUGCAGACAAACUGGCAGAGCAAGCUGAGGGUAAAUCAGGCACACUCAUGGCCCAGCUAAUCACCAAGUCCAACGUACUCAGAAAAAGAUACAAAGAAAAAAUCACAGAACUCAAAGAGGUUGAGAAAGAUCUGGAGGAUAAAUCAGCAGAACUCAGGCAUAUGCCAUAACAUAUCAGGCAUGUUGUCCCUAUUCCUUCCCUUCCUGCCUCUCUGUUUCACGUGGCCCGAUGUUCAGUUGUGCUCUUGCACAUUGUUAUAAAUUGGUACAUACACUCUUUUGGGAAGGCUAACUCAAGUGCUGAGUUAGUGUUUUGUUUAUUAUUAUUAUGAUGUUGAGGAAAAAUAUGUAUUCAUACAGUAUGUAUGUAAAAAGUCUUAAAUUUUACACACACACACUUAUUCCCACACACCUCCACAAACAGUUUUACACACUCUGCUGUAUAAUCUCUGUCCAUGAUGAGUCCUCCACAAACGGCAACCUAUCCAUCUAGGUUUCUCUCUGUCACACAUACAUACACACACAUUCUGUUAAAAUGUUUUUGCCUUUUAAAAGCAGCUAAAAUGGUCAUUUAUUUAUUUUAUUUAUUUAUUUUUUCAAAAGGAACUAUUUUUUAUGUUGUUAAAAGCAAUUUGUUCAUGGGACCUAAAUGUUUUGAAAAUAUUGUAUGAAUAAAUAUAAUUUAGGACAGCAAU